AAAUAUCGUGUUGACAGUCGGCGUUUUAUGUAUGUGUUGUAUGUGUAAACUUUGUGGUAUAGUUUUGGUGCGUGAGGAAUACCAUGGGCAUACAAGGACUAAUUCCGUUCUUGAAAAAGUGUACCAGAUCCGCCCACAUAUCUCAUUUUUCUGGGCAAUGUGUCGCUAUUGACGCUUAUUGCUGGCUCCAUAAAGGUGCUUAUGCAUGUGUAGAAAAGCUUGCAAGAGGCGAACCCUGCGAUGCGUAUGUGACUUAUUGUAUGAAGCUUGUAAACAUGUUGUUAUCACAUAAUAUAAAGCCAAUUCUUGUAUUUGAUGGGCGCCAUUUGCCAGCAAAAGCAAAAACUGAACUCAAACGACGUGAAUCACGACAACAGAGCCGUGCUCGGGCAGCAGAACUACUUAGAGCGGGUAGAACAGAAGAAGCAAGGAAUUAUUUGCGUCGUAGUAUUGAUAUAACACACAAUAUGGCAGUUGACCUUAUGCGUGAAUGUAGGGCCAAGAAUGUGGACUGUAUUGUUGCUCCUUAUGAAGCAGAUGCACAACUAGCAUAUCUGAACUUAAAAAAUAUCGCUCAGGUUGUGAUAACAGAAGAUUCAGAUCUGGUUCUGUUUGGGUGUAAUAUGGUUAUGUUCAAGAUGGAUGUAAGUGGAAAUGGACUACUUGUAGAAAAAGAAAAAUUGCAUUUAGCAAUGGGAUCAAACCCAGAGAAUUUUGAGUUUGAUAAAUUUAGGCACAUGUGCAUAUUGUCUGGUUGUGAUUAUUUACCUUCUUUGCCUGGUAUAGGACUUGCUAAAGCUUUAAAAUUUGUAACAAAGACAGCUGAUCCUGACAUACAUAGGGCAUUAAGGCGGUUACCUCUUCAUCUCAACAUGCACAAUCUGUCUGUUUCUAAUGAAUACCGCGACGAGUUUGUUCAAGCAGUUGCAACUUUCAAGUAUCAAUUAGUUUAUGACCCCAUGACUCGAAAGUUAGUGCCACUGAACGAGCCUCCAGCUGGAUAUGAGCACAAUAGCUAUGUUGGUGAAAUGAUGCCUGAUGACAUUGCUUUUCAGUUGGCUCUUGGAAAUUUAGACCCAUUCACUUUGAAACCAGUGGAUGAUUUUAACCCAGACAGGAUACAGAAGCAUUCAUUUUCCACUAGACAGCCAGCAGAUAAAAGUCAGCCCAGCAUCUGGACAUCUGCUUCUGUUUUGAGCAUCAAUGAAUUGCUGCCAGUGCAAACUAAGAAAACAGAUACACAAGUGAAACCCAAAAGGAUUGUUAUAACUGAUACAGGAAAGGAUAUACAUACGUCAGGAGAGCUGCAGGCCUUAUAUGGCGCAAAGAAAUUGAAUGCAUCACCUCGUUUAAAGGACGAUUCAGAGAUAAUAGAUGAUGACAGAUCAUCUGAAGAAGAGCCUCAUCCGAAGAAGCAGUGUAUUGAUGAUAGCCAGAAAGAGAAUCAUUGUAUAUCACCGCGGAGAAAACCUAAACUCCCUGAUGCUCUUUCACCUGUUUUGACUCAAAGAAAGGCACGAAAUCCUUUUGCUUUGAGCAUUAACAGAGAACAAAUUCAAAAUAUCUGCAACAUUGAAAGGGAAGUCAUAUCCUGUAAAAGGAUUAAAUUAUUUAAAAAAAAUGUGGAAGCUGGUGUCCAAGUUAUAAGAAGCAGGUAUUUUACGUCCAACAAUCUUGACUGUAAUAGUGAUACGACUGAAACUGCACAGAAAGACUCAUCUGAAGAUAAAAACAAUCCACCAUCUGACAGUGUCCUGCAGUUUUAUUCAGCAGUGAGUGAGAAAUCUCUGUGUACAGAUGAGCGGGGGAAACUAAGUGAUGUUUCGGAUCCAGUGGAGAUGAGCAACUCUGCUUUUUUUGCCUUGAAAAGCAGAGAAAUGGUCCAGUGUGAUGUUGACUCAGAGGAUUCUUUAACUCAGCCCAGCAGUCAGUUUACAUCCCAGUCAAGUAAUUUAGAAACUCAGGCAUCCCAGCGUAGUAACUCAGAAACUCAGUUCGAUAGUGGAACAGGCACAAACAGUAGCAUGUCAGAAGAACUUGAGAAACCCUUCAAACUGAUUGGAAUGCAUGACAGCUUAUCAGGAGAAAUUGAUGACUCGAUGAAAACAAAGAGGACUUGUGAAGUUACAGGUAGUAAAUUAUUGACAGAUGCGACAACCCCCAUGGUACAGAAGACCCCCUUUACAUCAGUAUUUAAGUGGAGAAAAGUAGAUACAGAGAUCAUGGGAAACAAAAUACCUGACGUAAGCGAAACAUUAAGAGAAAACGAUGGGACAACGAUGUCUGAUCAGCACAUCAGCAAGGACAACAAAACUUCUUCAUCCAAUGAAGAUGUUGCUUGUUUUAAUGUGGACCAGCAUUCUCAAUUGAAGUCCCAGAAAGUUCAGUAUGAGGGCGUAAUUUCCAGUGUUAAAAAAUCACCUGCCCUGCGUCCAUUGUCAAGGAGCAUUGGCAGUUGUCGGAAGCAAGGGCUGAACAAGAAGGAUCGACCAAGGGAAAAAUCCCUGCUCCAGCAGAAUCUUCUAACCUUGUUUGCAUGUCAAAAGGAGAAACAGCUGUAAUGUGCAUUUAUCAUAUUUCGUGGUGGAAUCUACGUGAAAAACUAUUAUUUCAAGAUCCUGGUACCAUCAAAUUGCUGUACAGUUACUUUUAUUGUAUCUUUGUGUUUAAUCAUGUUUGUAAUUUUGUGUAUUGACUUUUCACUAUUGCAGUAUUGUUGUAGUGUCUACUUUAUAAUUUACAUUUUUUAUGUGUGGUAGUGUGAAAUGAUGGUCACUUACUUGUUUGCUAUUAUUGCUAUGUUCCUAUACAAGAUUGGGUAGCAUAAGUAAAUAUGUUCUUUCCUAAGUAUUUGUGUUCAUGGCAGCGUGAGUAAAUAUUUCAAAUACAGUGUUAUAGCACUUGUCUCAGUACAGCAUAGGGAAAAAAAUGUGAGAGUCACACCAAUGUAGAAAAAAACUAGACAUUUACAUGCAAAGCUACUGUGAAUGAACUAGAAGAUGUACUGAUGUAACAGACUCUGAGAAAAAGUUGUCUCUAUAAUUAAUUGUGCAAAUGUUAUAUGUGAAAACAAAACUCAUUAAACAUUUGUAGGAUGCCCUGA
Schistocerca piceifrons (Central American locust) is the source of this 3103-nucleotide messenger RNA. RefSeq names its product exonuclease 1 (gene tos). The coding region runs from base 84 to 2561 and encodes 825 amino acids. Gene Ontology annotation, biological process: DNA recombination; mismatch repair. Gene Ontology annotation, molecular function: metal ion binding; 5'-3' DNA exonuclease activity; 5'-flap endonuclease activity. The record is from RefSeq and is a predicted model, not a curated record. Gene Ontology annotation, cellular component: nucleus. The transcript is spliced from 11 exons. NCBI's taxonomy places the organism in Eukaryota, Metazoa, Arthropoda, Insecta, Orthoptera, Acrididae.